UGUGUAGUUUCCGAUAUUAAACACGUUAAGUACACCGUCUUGUUCCUUUGCCUUUUUGUUCAGUUUUCAAAACUUUUUUGCUCCGAAUUCGCGUCUAUAAUGUCAUGGUUGAUCUCGUAGCUGGUCGGUUUGGUUUAGCGUUUAAAACUCUUUAUUUUAGGAUGUUUCGAAAUGAAAAUUAAUGAGACUUUAGCUUCCGGAAGCAGAGCCGCUGAUAAAGUGGGCGUCACUGUUCAGGUGUUUACCUGAGCCGCCAUUUUGAUCAGCAGCAGCAGAGGGAUUGAAGAGAAGCUGCGGAUUAAAGGAUUAAACCGAUUUUCUUUCUCUAAGUUUAUAUUUAGGAACAUUUACAUUCAUUCGAGUUUCUACAAACCAGGAAUUCUGAACAGACGGAACUGUUCGCUUCUUUUUGAUACAGUGAACUAUUCAAAGCUGAUAUUUACAUUUUCUGGACUUUAGGAGACUCUCUAAUACCCAGCUGUGUGUCCAUGAACAGUGAUCUUCAUGUGGAUUCUCCGCUAAUAUUCAGAGAUGGAGACCCCUCAUCAGGACACUGAUGGGUCCCCAUGCUUAAACCAGAGUCUAAUCCAGAUAAAGAGAUCAGACUCUCCAGCACCCAGCUGUCUGUCCAUGAAGAGUGAUGCGUCUAUGGAUCCUCCAGUAACACUCAGGGAUGGUGACCCCUCAUCUCUACACAGUCUGAUCAAGGCAAAGAGGUCCGAUUCUACAGCACCCAGCUGUGUGUCAGUGAGGAGUGAUGCGUCUAUGGAUCCUCCACUAACGUUAAAAGAUGGAGACCCCUCAUCUGGACACAGUCUAAUUAAGAUAAAGCGAUCAGACUCUCCAGCACCCAGCUGUGUGUCAAUGAGGAGUGAUGCGUCUAUGGAUCCUCCACUAACAUUAAAAGAUGGAGACCCCUCAUCUGGACACAGUUUCCUGCAGGGGGCAAGAGACAGAAUAGAAGAGGAAAUCAUCACAGAUAAAGAACAUGGCCAUGAUUCUGAUGCGGUGAAAGUCCAAGAAAACUUCAAAUUGAAUCUGAAACAGAAGUUUCAGUGUUUGAAUGAAGUGAUAACAAACCAGGACACCCCAACACUUCUCAGUGAGAUCUACACAGAGCUCUACAUCACAGAGGGAGACGGUGGAGAGGUCAAUAAUGAACAUGAGGUCAGACAGAUUGAGGUAACAUCCAGGAGAACAGCAACAGAGGACACACCAAUCAAAUGCAAUGACAUCUUUAAACCCUUAUCUGAACCAGACCAACCCAUCAGAACUGUGCUUACAAAGGGAGUCGCUGGCAUUGGAAAAACAGUCUCUGUGCAGAAGUUCAUUCUGGACUGGACUGAAGGGAAAGCAAAUCAGGAUGUCCACUUCAUAUUUCCACUUCCUUUCAGAGAACUGAAUUUGAUGAAGGACCAAAAACUCAGUUUGGUGGAUCUUCUUCAUACACGGUUUAAGGAGAUUAAAGAAAUGGAAAUAUCCAGAUCUCACAAAGUUCUGUUCAUAUUUGAUGGUUUGGAUGAGUGUCGUUUAACUCUAGAUUUUCAGAGCACUGUGAGAUUGGAUGAUGUCACUCAGUCAUCCUCAGUGAAGAUGCUACUGACCAAUCUGAUCAAGGGGAAUCUGCUUCCCUCUGCUCUCAUCUGGAUCACCUCCCGACCUGCAGCAGCUGAUCAGAUCCCCUCUGAGUGUGUGGAUCGACUGACAGAAGUACGAGGGUUCAGUGACCCACGGAAGGAGGAGUACUUCAGGAAGAGAAUCAGUGAUCAGAACCUGACCAAUAGAAUCAUCACACACCUGAAGACAUCAAGAAGCCUCUACAUCAUGUGCCACAUUCCUGUGUUCUGCUGGGUUUCAGCCACUGUUCUAGAGAGAAUGUUGGGUGAAGCAGAGAGUGGAGAGACUCCCAAAACUCUGACUCAAAUGUACACACACUUCCUCAUCAUUCAGACACAAAUCAUGAGAGAAAAGUACACAAAGAAGCAGAAGACAGAUGAAGAAGUACUUCUAAAACUGGGACGACUGGCUUUUCAGCAGCUGAUGAAAGGAAACCUGAUCUUCUAUGAGGAAGAUCUGAGAGAGUGUGGCAUCGCUGUUGAAGAAGCAUCAGUGUACUCAGGUGUGUGUACACAGAUCUUCAGAGAGGAAUCUGGGCUGCACCAGAGUAAAGUGUACUGCUUUGUUCAUCUGAGCAUUCAGGAACAUCUUGCAGCUCUAUAUGUGCACCUGACCUUCAUGACCCAGAAGAGAAAUGUGCUUAAACUGAGUCAGUCCUCUAAACUGAGGAGCCUCAGGAGAAAAGAAAUUAAAAUCUCAGAUGUACACAAGAGUGCUGUGGAUCAGGCCUUACAGAGUAAGAAUGGACAUCUGGAUCUUUUCCUUCGCUUUCUUCUGGGUCUCUCACUGGAGUCCAAUCAGACUCUCAUACAAGAGUUAGUGACACAUACAGGAAGUAGCUCCCACACCAAAGAGGAAACAGUUAAAUACAUAAAGAUGAUGAUAAAUGAGAAUCCCUCUGCAGACAAAUCCAUCAAUCUGUUUCACUGUCUCAAUGAACUGGAUGACCGUUCUCUAGUUGAGGAAGUUCAGCAGUAUCUGCAGUCUGACGAACUAAACCAAAGAACACUCUCUUCUUCACAGUGGUUAGCGGUGGUCUUUGUUCUGUUGACAUCAGGAGAGAAUCUGGAUAAAUUUGUUCUACAGAAAUAUAACAGAUCGGAUGAUGUUCUUCUGAAGCUGCUGCCUGUAGUUGCAGAAUCCAGAACAGCUGAUCUUUCAAACUGUAAUCUGACAAAGAAAAGCUGUGCAGCUCUGGCCUCAGUGCUCAACUCAGAAUCCUCCAGCCUGAGAGAGCUGAAUCUGUCUUGUAAUAAACUAGGAGAUUCAGGAGUGAAGCUGCUGUCUGCUGGACUGGAGGAUACCUUCUCUAAACUGGAGACAUUGAGGUUAUUUAAGUGUAAUAUCACAGAUGGAGGCUGUGCUGCUCUGACUUCAGCUCUGAAAUCAAACCCCUCACACCUGAGAAAGCUGGAUCUGUCUCUGAAUAAACUAGGAGAUUCAGGAGUGAAGCUGCUCUCUGCUGUACUGGAGAAUCCUCUCUGUAAACUGGAGACAUUAUGGUUGUGGGAUUGUAAUAUCACAGAUGGAGGCUGUGCUGCUCUGUCUUCAGCUCUGAAUUCAAACCCCUCACACCUGAGAGAGCUGAAUCUGUCUGAGAAUAAAGUAGGGGAUUCAGGAGUGAAGCUGCUCUCUGCUGUACUGGAGAAUCCUCUCUGUAAACUGGAGACAUUGCGGUAAGAUGUUGUCUUCACACAUGACCUGGUCCUCAGCAACACAUUUUCUCCCAAUAAGGCAUAUUUGAUAAAUUCACUUCAUAGUAUGACACCUUAGUGACCUAGUAACUAUGCUUAGACUUAUCAUGCACAAAUAUAGUAUAAUUAUAUACUAUAUAUAAUUGUCUGUUAUGAAUUAUUAUGACUCACUAUUAAUGAACGAACACGAUCUGAUAUUAACAAAUGAUCUGCAUAAUGUAACAUUUUCAUAUUUUGAUAAGGAUUUCUGUUGUUGUAGUUGUUGCAGUUGUUGUUAUUAUUAUGAUUAUUAUUAGUAGUAGUAGUAGUAUUUGUCAUUUGGCACAUGUUUGUUAUACAUUCAUGAAUUGCCAUAUCACAUAUUUUGUUUUUAAUAUUUACUUCUUAUUGAAUAAUUUUUUUUGUUCAUGAUCUGUUCUUUAUUGCUACUAAUAUUAACUGAGAGUGAACAGUUGUAAGAUUAAAAUAUAUAAACAGUCUAAGUUUUUUUAUAUUGUUUAAUCUUAGUUACUAUAUUAUUUAUCUUAUCAGAUAAUUUGUCUGUUCAUUCUGUAAAUGUAUUAUGAUAUUUGAUGUUAACUACUGCAGGAAAAAGUAAUUCCCUCUUAUGUUUUUUCAUUAGUUAUGGAGUGCAAUUCAUUAUUCAUUACAGAUGAUUACUAUAUUAGUUCAUGAUUUGUUUGUGCAUAGUUAUGAGGUUACUAAGGAAUCGUAGUGUAAAGUGUUGCCAUAUUCUCUGAUCUCUAUUCAAUUGUAGGUUCACAGUCAAUAUCCUGAGGAUGUUUGUUUCAGUUCUUCAGAGACUUUUCAUUCUCUCAUCAUGCUGUUUGUUGUGUUUGUUUUCUGUAUUCAUAUUUGAAUUUCCUGAUUGAAUGCUAAAUGAGGACAUCAGUGACCUGGUUGUCAGACUGCAGACUGUAUUUUAAACACGAGAAGGGCGGCAGUGCAGCAACAGAUUCUCAACACAGUGAUGUCUGAGUAGCACUGCAAUAUGUCGAGACCAAGAAAAGAACAAGAUCAGUAAUUCAUGGACUUGAAAGUUGUAUAAUUGUAAUAUCACAGAUGAAGGCUGUGUUGCUCUGACUGCAGCUCUGAAAUCAAACUCAUGGCUGAGAGAGCUGCAUCUGCCUGGGAAUAAACAGAUAAAGACAGGACGUGAGCUGCUGUUAGCUCUUAAGCGUGACAAACAUUACAGACUACAAGAUCUAAGAAUGUGAUAUUGAUGAUGUGUAUUAUUAAUCACCAAAGAGAUGACAUCAUGAAGAUAUGAAGUGAUUUCUGAAAGAGACCUAAGUGUGGCAUUCUCCCACCCAGUUCGCCAAACCCCAAUGUGAGCAUUCCAAAUGCAGCAGUUACGCGUUGACAGGACUUAAUUGGACAUUUCUGAAAUGAUGGCACUUUGGCUUGGAGGUGAACUGGCCCAGGAGCGUGAACUGGUCCAGGCGAGUAAACUUUGGUAGUGUGGGAGGAAGAUGCUGUUUGUAGUGGAUUGUCUGAGAAAUAAAUGUAAUAAAUACCAUGUAAAAAAGUAUGGAUGCCUGGUUCAAUGAAAAUGUUUGUACAAGCAAAGAAGUCAUAAGUGACAGUUGUUCAUUUUGAUAGCUCUGUUUGUUUAGGUAAAGCAUGCAUUUUCUAAUUUACAAAUAAUUACUAAAAUCAGGCUUGGAAAAGUCACUUUCUCAGCAUGCAUUUAUCAACCAAACAACAGCGUACAUGUAUCUAAAUUCUUUGCAGUGAGCCACCUUUUAGCCAGCAUGAUCAUUUUGGCUAGGCAAGGUGAAAAUGGCACAAAACCUUAAUGAUUAACUUACCGUCGGAUUUAUCUGGAGGUUCGUCCAGCUGCAGAUCACUGUUACUUCCAGGAAUAAUACCUGACAAAGAGUUCAUCUACAACGGACAAUCUUGAUGACGCAGGGCCUCCUCCUGUCUGAGACUGUUCCUGCUGGGGUGUGCUGAUAUGUUUUUUUAACAUUGAAGCCUCAUGUCGAAUGAUUUUCUCUCGAGCUGGACUGUUGUGGUAACCAAAGAAACUGCAUUUACAGCACAUGUAAUUGCUGCGAAGAUGCUUUUUUUGCUUUUUUUUUUGGACUAAUAACACCACUGUGGACACUCAAAAGUAAAAAUUGCUGUGGGUCCUCCCUCCAUUGGCUCCUUUAUAUGGUGGUCAUUUGUCAUUCAUUGGAAUGGAUUAUGGUAAUUGUAUGCUAAUUAACAUGCACAUGCACCCGAUUUCCGAACCAUUGGUAUUCAUUAACAUAAAUAUGUUCUACUAAUAAAUUUGCUGUUUACGCAGCGUUCUUAAAUCUGGGGGCGAGUUUUCAGAAAGGUACUUGUAAUUUAUUUGUUUUUAUGAAGGUUUCAUAAAUGAGGCCUAGGGUGUGUUAAUACAGUAUGAGUGUGUGGACUAGAUGGAUGUGUGUGUGUUUGUGUACAGAAAACUUCAUGAGAAAAAAAAAAAGUAAACAAACAACACCAAAGAUGAAUGUAUGAUAUUCUUAUGUAUGAGAAUCUUCUACUCUGUCACACUCAGGUAACAGAUGGACCAUGUGCUACUUUGUCCAGUGAAGAAAACAGACUGUAAACUAGUCACAGGUCAUAAUGUUUUAUAUGUAGAAACCAGAAGAAAUGUUUU
This is a messenger RNA of Colossoma macropomum (tambaqui), 5943 nucleotides long. RefSeq names its product NACHT, LRR and PYD domains-containing protein 3-like. The transcript has 14 exons. Gene Ontology annotation, molecular function: protein binding. Lineage: Eukaryota; Metazoa; Chordata; Actinopteri; Characiformes; Serrasalmidae. The coding region runs from base 532 to 3297 and encodes 921 amino acids. The record is from RefSeq and is a predicted model, not a curated record.